AUGGUGCUUCCCUUGGUGAAUCUUUGUGCCAAAGAGGUUGUGAGUGAUCACAGUUCCUCUCCGGGUUGGCUUGGUUGUGUACCCAGGGAACUGUACAGACCGCUUCUGGAGGCUGCCUUCACCAACUGCCGCCCGCUGGCUGUCGGAGAAUUGGUUCAGCGAUGGCCCGAGCGGACUCUGCGUGUUGGCGGCCGGAAGAGGCAGGGGCAGAGUCCCCCAAAUCGACUCUGUGUCCAGGCUCUCUUGCUCGCGGUGGUCAGAGGAUUGUCGGACAAAAGGUAACACAUAAUGAAUCUUUGUUAGUUUACUUCUCUGAAACAACAUUAUCCAGCAAUGUUAAUGAGUCUUUGAAUAAUGGAAACAAAAUACUGUUUAAUAGUAAGAUCAAUCGACAACUUCACAGCCUACAAUCUCCCAAUGUCAUAGAGAUAGCUCACUUCUAAGAUGGUAGACAUCCAUGGGCACCAGACAAUCUUUGUCCAUGUAAUCACUUCUCUAUUCCUCUUCUCUAUUCCAAAGGUGUGCUCUCCAGGUGCUGGACCUAUGUGGGCUGCAGUGUGAGGAAGGAGGAGUGGGAGACCCCAUGGGUGGUUGGUCUCUGACUGUGGCCCUCUGCACCAUGGUUGUACAGGCCAGGGCCGGAGCUCAGAGGGCCCUCAGGAGAGAGGGGGAACGGGAAAGGAAGAGAGUGCUGGCCAUGGAAAGGGAGAGAGACGUGGUCAAACGGGAAAGAGGAGGAGGAGAAAAGCGAGGCUUUGAGGAAGAAGAAGGAGAGGGAGGCGGGCUGCUGGUGGAGUCUGUGAGAAGAGAGAAAAAGGAAACGUCGGGGUGUCUGAGGGAGGACAAGCAGGUGAAAGGGGUGAGGAGGAGGAUGGAAAUGGAGAGGAGAAAGGCGAGUGCAGCAGUGGCAGGUCUGGCAGGUGGCAAAGUGGGCGAGGGGGAGGGGGAGGCAGACUCUGAGGCAGAUAGCGAGGUGGUGGUGUGUGUGAGGGCUGACCUCUUUGUCAACGCCCGUUCCUGGGAGCGUGUGCGCGCAGCCCUUGGCACGGCAGACCCCCUCAAGUUACUGUGCAGGUAUGUCCGUGUGGAGGAGCUCUCCGUCUCCAGCAUCGGAUCUCUGCUGGACCUCCUACCCCGUCAUGUCCUCCUGGGGGUGGACAUCCGCUACAGCUGCCUGGGGGUGGCCGGCCUGGCUCUCCUCCUCCCUCAGCUCUCCAUGUUCCCCAUGCUGAGCUCCCUGCGCCUGCACUAUUGCAACCUGGACAUCCGCAGAGACAUGGCCGGCCAGGAGGGGGCAAUGAAGGACUUGUCCCAGGGGCUGGGGAAGCUCAGUCAGCUGCGCCGCCUCAGCCUCACUGCCCUCCGGCUGCCUGGACACCUCUGCAUGCUGCUCAGGUAGGACAAGCUCUCCACUGUCUCCAGCAUGUGGUCUGUAAAGAUGGAGGUUGUGUUUGCAUAUUCUCAUGAACAGCUUGAACUGUGUCUCAUGUAUUUGUUCCCUCUCCCACUUGUUCCCCAUCCUCCUACUUGUUCCCCGUUCCCCAGCUCUUUCUCCCAGCCGCUGGAGGUGCUGGAGCUUCCCUACCUGAGCCUGACCCAUGCCGACCUCUCCUAUCUAUCCUGCAGCCCGCACGCCUCCUCGCUGCAGCAACUGGACCUGAGUGAGAACAGGCUGGAUGAGUCGGCCUUGCCCUCGGUGCGUCGCCUCCUCUCCCAGGCGUCCAGCUGCCUCAUGCAACUCUCCCUGAGCGGCUGUGGCCUCACCGACAGCCUGUUGGCGGCGAUGCUCCCGUCGCUCAGCUGCUGCCGGGGCCUGAAGAGCCUGGGCCUCGCCUUGAACCCGCUCUCCCUGGCUGGGCUCCUGGACCUGGUGAGGACAGCGGUCAGGAUGCCCUCCCUCCGACAGCUGCUGUACCCCAAUCCCCUGGAGGACUACCAGCCUGGGCUGCCCCCCAUGCCCUCCAGUGCCCAGCUGCUGGACUGGCCCUUGGAUGAGCUGGUGGAGGUCCACGAGGCCACUAGUCUCCAACUGGACAGGGUGGUGAUGGAGAGUGGCCGCUCUGACCUGUUCCUGACCUGCGACCUGCUCAACUACAACAAAGACUUGGUGGAGCAGUGA
This is a messenger RNA of Coregonus sp. 'balchen', 2119 nucleotides long. NCBI's taxonomy places the organism in Eukaryota, Metazoa, Chordata, Actinopteri, Salmoniformes, Salmonidae. The record is from the annotation of a GenBank genome assembly.